This is a messenger RNA of Manis javanica (Malayan pangolin), 3200 nucleotides long. RefSeq names its product family with sequence similarity 171 member A2 (gene FAM171A2). NCBI's taxonomy places the organism in Eukaryota, Metazoa, Chordata, Mammalia, Pholidota, Manidae. The record is from RefSeq and is a predicted model, not a curated record.
CGGCGGCUCCGGGCGGAGACAAUCGCGCUGGGAGGCGGUCGCAACCAGAGUGGGAGCCCGAGCGGUGCGGCGCAGACCUGGGGCUGAGCGGGACCCGCUGAGCGGGGCCGGGCGGGAGCCAUGGGCCGUUAGGGCCGGGCCGAGCCCCGCAAUGCCGCCGCCGAAUGGCCCCAGCGUCCUCGCGCGGCUGCUGCCGCUACUGGGGCUGCUACUCGGCGGCGCCUCCCGUGCUCCCGGCAAGUCGCCGCCGGAGACCCCCAGCCCGCAGGGUCACCGCCUCCUCACCUCACCUCUCCAUCGCAGUGGAGGAGGCCCUCCGGCCCUCACAGGCCCAGAGAUCCUGAUCAAGGUGCAGGUGUAUGUGAGUGGAGAGCUGGUGCCCCUGGCCCGGGCCUCAGUGGAUGUGUUUGGGAACCGGAUGCUGCUAGCUGCUGGUACCACGGACUCAGACGGCGUGGCCACACUGCCCCUCAGUUAUCGCCUGGGCACCUGGGUGCUAGUCACAGCUGCCCGCCCUGGCUUCCUCACCAACUCUGUGCCCUGGCGUGUUGACAAGCUGCCCUUGUAUGCAUCAGUCAGCCUCUACCUGCUGCCCGAGCGGCCAGCCACCCUCAUCCUCUAUGAGGACCUUGUGCACAUCCUCUUGGGUUCACCUGGUGCCCGCUCCCAGCCCUGGGUGCAGUUCCAGCGCCGGGCUGCCCGUCUGCCAGUCAGCUCCACCUACAGCCAGCUCUGGGCCUCGCUCACACCAGCCAGCACCCAGCAGGAAAUGCGGGCUUUCCCUGCCUUCGUGGGCACCGAGGCCACCAGCUCAGGCAAUGGCUCCUGGCUGGAGCUGAUGCCCCUGGCUGCUGUGAGUGUACACCUGCUGACAGGCAAUGGGACAGAGGUGCCGCUCUCAGGCCCCAUUCACCUGUCCCUGCCUGUGCCCUCAGAGCCUCGUGCCCUCACGGUGGGCACCAGCAUUCCAGCCUGGAGGUUUGACCCCAAGAGUGGGCUGUGGGUACGCAAUGGCACUGGUGUGAUCCGGAAGGAGGGCCGGCAGCUCUACUGGACCUUCAUCUCCCCCCAGCUGGGGUACUGGGCAGCUGCCAUGGCCUCCCCAACAGCUGGGCUGGUCACUAUCACAUCAGGCAUCCAGGACAUUGGCACCUACCACACCAUCUUCCUGCUCACCAUCCUGGCAGCCCUGGCCCUGCUGGUGCUCGUUCUGCUGUGUCUGCUCAUCUACUACUGCCGGCGGCGCUGCCUAAAGCCGAGGCAACAGCACCGCAAGCUGCAGCUCUCCGGGCCCUCCGACGGUAACAAACGAGACCAGGCCACCUCGAUGUCCCAGCUCCACCUCAUCUGUGGGGGACCUCUGGAACCCGCCCCGUCGGGAGACCCCGAGGCUCCGCCUCCAGGCCCCCUGCACUCGGCCUUCUCCAGCUCCCGGGACUUGGCCGCCUCUCGGGACGACUUCUUCCGCAGCAAGCCGCGUUCUGCCAGCCGUCCGGCCGCUGAGCCUCCAGGUGCCCGCGGGAGUGAGGGCGCCGGGCUCAAGGGCGUCCGCCCCGUCGAGGGUCCCGGCGGGCUGGAGCCAGGCCUAGAGGAGUACCGGCGGGGGCCCUCCGGGACCGCGGCCUUCCUGCACGAACCGCCUUCGCCGCCACCGCCCUUCGAGCACUACCUGGGCCACAAGGGGGCGACCGAGAGCAAGACCCCCGACUUCCUGCUGUCGCAGUCCGUGGACCAGCUGGCGCGGCCGCCGUCCCUCAGCCAGGCUGGACAACUCAUCUUCUGCGGCUCCAUCGACCACCUCAAGGACAGUGUCUACCGCAACGUCAUGCCUACCCUGGUGAUCCCCGCGCACUACGUGCGCCUCGGUUCUGAGGCGGGCGCCGCGGGGGCGAGCGACGAGCCUGCCCCGCCCGAGGUCACGGCUCCCGGCCCGGCGCGCCCUUUUCCCCAGCCCGACCCCCAGCGGCCGCUGAUGCAGGGCCACUCGGGCGCGGGAGGCGAGGGCGGCGGGGGGGGCGGCGGCGAGGGCUGGGGGGGCGGGCGCUCGGCGCCGGUCAGCGGCUCGGUCACUAUCCCGGUGCUGUUCAACGAGUCCACCAUGGCGCAGCUCAACGGGGAGCUGCAGGCGCUGACCGAGAAGAAGCUGCUCGAACUGGGCGUGAAGCCUCACCCGCGCGCCUGGUUUGUGUCCCUCGAUGGGCGUUCCAACUCGCAAGUGCGUCACUCCUACAUCGACCUGCAGGCGGGCGGCGGCGGCCGCAGCACCGACGCCAGCCUGGACUCGGGUGUCGACGUGCACGAGGCGCGGCCUGUGCGCCGGCGGCCCCUGCGCGAGGAACGGGAGCGCGCUCCGACGACCGCCCCGCUGCCUCCCCCUGCGCCCCCGCGCCUGGCGCUCAGCGAGGACACGGAGCCCAGCAGCAGCGAGAGCCGCACGGGUCUCUGCUCCCCAGAGGACAACUCGCUGACCCCGCUGCUGGACGAAGUGGCGGCGCCCGAGGGCAGAGCGGCCACGGUGCCCCGGGGUCGGGGCCGCAGCCGCGGGGACAGUUCCCGCAGCAGCGCCAGCGAGCUGCGGCGCGACUCUCUCACCAGCCCAGAGGACGAGCUGGGGGCGGAGGUGGGGGACGAGGCUGGCGACAAGAAGAGCCCGUGGCAGCGGCGGGAGGAGCGGCCGCUUAUGGUGUUCAACGUCAAGUAGCGCCGGGGCCAGAUCUGGCGCAGCCUCCGAGUCGGCCCCCGCCCCUUCCGCCCAGGCAUGCCCCCAGGGUGCGUGCCCCGGCGGCUGCGGGGGCACUCGCUCUUAGUCCCCAGCCCGGAUAGGUGCCCAGGAGUCUGCGGAGCUGUCCAGUGGUAUGUGCUGGGUAAUGUCGUGGGUGGGACUCUAUGUCGGCCUCCAAGAGGGAGGUGGGAGGGUUCCAGACCCAUUGGGAGGUGCUGGGGAGGAGGGCUGGGAGGGGGGAAGCAGUGCCUGCAUAAACGUGGCUGUACAUAGAAAGCUCUGUCGUGGGAAUGCAGGAGGGACAACCCGGCCUCAGCUGCUAGUGUGAGGGCUGGGAGGGGAGGGGGUGCUGCUGACUGACUAGUCCACCUCUGGGCUAUGAUGUCACAGGACUGGUGGCUGGGGCAGCUCUGGGGUCUAGGGGAUAAUGUGAUGGGAUCGCUGUGGACAACAGCAAAUAUAAAACUGGUGACAUUAA